Molecule: messenger RNA, 2253 nt
Organism: Colletotrichum scovillei
Lineage: Eukaryota; Fungi; Ascomycota; Sordariomycetes; Glomerellales; Glomerellaceae
Product: DEAD/DEAH box helicase
Exons: 4
Coding region: 1-2253 (750 amino acids)
Cellular component (GO): nucleolus
Molecular function (GO): RNA helicase activity; ATP binding; nucleic acid binding
Source: RefSeq, a predicted model, not a curated record
AUGCAACACAAGAGGAAGCAACAGCCUUCUGGGGCUGUUCAGAAUCCCCAGAAGCGCCAAAAGUCGGCUGGGGGAAAGGCUGCGGCCCCCAAGAAGCGCAAGGUCGCCGUCAGUGCGCUACCAUGGAAGACGGUCGAACAUGGCGAUAACGUUGAUUUUAUUGCUGCUAUUCCCUCUGGCGACGAGAAGGAGAACGACGAGGACGAGUUCGAAGGCUUCAGCGACUCUGAGCCAGUAUCUACACAAACCGAUACAAUAAUGGAGGAGGCGGAGGUAGCACCAAAGGUAGAGGCCAAGAAGAUCAAGAAGGAGAAGAAGGCUGCCGCCAAGGCAGAACAAAAGGCACAAAAGGCACAAAAGGUGGAAAACACAAAGGGGGACAAGCCUGCAGACAAAGCCGAUGAGACAGACGCCGCUACACCUACACCCGCAGCCGAACCCGAAGGCAAGAAGAAGAAAGAGAAGAAGCAGAAGAAGGCUCAGCCUAAGCCGGAGGACGCCAAGCUUGAAAGCAACGUUUUCAAGGCUCUCGAGGAAGCUGAAGAGGCUGAGGAGGAUAUCGACACGGCUCCCUGGGUGGACCUCGGUCUCUCCCCGGCGACUGUUGCGGCCAUCGCCAAGCUCAAGUUCGCCAAGCCAACCAAGAUCCAGAGCUCGUCGAUACCCGAAAUCCUCGCCGGCCACGACGUCAUCGGCAAGGCCUCUACGGGUUCCGGUAAGACGCUUGCGUUUUCGAUUCCCAUCGUGGAGGAGUGGCUCGAGAAGUUUGAGGGAAAGGAGGACGAGAAGAAGCCGGAUAACACCCCCUUUGCGCUCAUUCUGUCGCCGACGAGAGAAUUGGCACACCAAAUCACUAACCACAUCAAGAACCUUUGCGCCGGUCUGACCCACGCGCCCUUCGUUUGCUCGGUGACGGGAGGUCUGUCAGUCUUCAAACAGCAGAGACAACUAGCCAAGGCAGAUAUCGUUAUUGGUACGCCAGGUCGUCUGUGGGAGGUCAUCAGCUCCAGCACGGAGCUCCUGAAGGGGUUCCGGCAAAUCAGGUACCUGGUUGUCGAUGAGGCCGAUAGGCUUCUGAGCGAGGGACACUUCAAGGAGGCGGGAGAGAUCCUAGACGCCCUUGACCGUGAGGUUGUCGAAGAGGAUGACGAUGAUGAGAAGGAGCUCUCGGAGCGACAGACGCUGGUCUUCUCUGCUACGUUCCACCAGGGACUGCAGCAGAAGCUGGCCGGCAAGGGCAAAUGGGGCCUCAUGUCGGAGACGGAGAACAUGGAGUAUCUGCUGAAGAAGCUCAACUUCCGCGAGGAAAAGCCAAAGUUCAUCGACGCCAACCCCGCCAAGCAGAUGGCCGCCGGUCUCAAGGAGGGUCUCAUCGAGUGCGGUGCCAUGGAAAAGGAUCUCUACCUCUACACAAUCCUCCUCCUCAACCCGAACCGCCGCACUCUCGUCUUCACGAACUCCAUCAGCGCCGUCCGUCGUCUGACCCCCAUGCUCCAGAACCUCAACCUGAACGCCAUGGGCCUCCACUCCCAAAUGGCCCAAAAAGCUCGUCUCCGCUCCGUCGAAAAGUUCACAGCCACAAAAGCAAACACCACAUCCGUCCUCAUCGCCACCGACGUCGCCGCUCGUGGUCUCGAUAUCCCCGGCAUCGACCAGGUCGUCCACUACCACGUCCCCCGUGCCGCCGACAUGUACGUCCACCGCUCCGGUCGUACCGCGCGUGCCGAGAAGACGGGUCUGAGUAUCAUCCUCUGCGGACCGGAGGAGGUUGUACCGACGCGCAGACUCGCGGCCAAGGUCCACGAGAAGCACUCGAGCAAGAAGAAGUACUUUAUGCGCACCAUUGACAUCGAUCGCCGCAUCGCGUCCCGCCUCAAGCCGAGACUUGACCUGGCGAAGAAGCUCACUGACGCGACGCUCGCCAAGGAGAAGGGCAACAAGGACGAGGACUGGGUCAAGGCUGCUGCCGAGGAGCUAGGCGUAGAGUACGACAGCGACGAGCUGGAGAAGGCAGGGACGUGGACGGGUCGCGGAAGUCAGCGGAAGAAGAAGCAACAAGAGGACAAGAACAUUAGCAAGGCGGAGAUGGGAGCCAUGAGGGCGCAGCUGCGCGAGUUGUUGUCGAAGCGCGUCAAUGCCGGUGUGAGUGAAAAGUACAUCACGUCGGGUAAUCUCGACAUUGAGGAGUUGUUACGAGGCGGCACGGGAGAUUUCCUGGGCAAAGUUGACGGCUUGGACUUGGAAGAUCUGUAA